AUGGACACCCCGCGGAACGCCAACUCCGGCCACGGAAACACCCCGCAACUCGGCCUCCUCUGCCGCGACGCUCCCCGCACCAACACCGCCACCAGCAUCCAACGAGACAAAGGAAAGGAAGUGUGUGGAAAGAGUUUGACCAGCAAAUAUGGUCUUGAUGUUCACAUGAGAGUUCAUACUGGAGAGAAACCGUUCACUUGUGAUCAAUGUGGAAAGAGUUUCUCACAAUCAUCAAGCCUUAAGGAACACAUGGCCAUCCACACUGGAGAGAAACCAUACAAGUGUUCACAAUGUGGCAAGCGAUUCUUUUGGGCAGGAGACCUGAAGAAACACAAGAGGAUCCACACUGGAGAGAAACCUUACACAUGUGAUCAGUGCGACAAAACAUUUUUGAGGGCUUCAGACCUGAAAAAACACCUUAAUGUUCAUACAAAGGAGAAACCACAUUCAUGUUAUUUGUGUGGAAAGAGUUUUUCAUCAAAUUGUUUAAAACAGCAUGAGAGGAUUCACACUGGAGAGAAACCGUACAAGUGUUCACACUGUGACAAGAGAUUCAAUCGGUCAGGACACCUGAAAACACACGAGAGGAUUCACUCUGGAGAAAAACCGUACACUUGUGAUCAGUGCGGAAAGAGUUUUGCACAAAAAGGAUACUUUUCAGCACAUUUGAGAGUUCAUGCUGGAGAGAAACUGUUCACUUGUGAUCAAUGUGGCAAGAGUUUCACACAAUCAGCAAACCUUAAGGAACACAUGACUAUCCACACUGGAGAGAAACCUUACACGUGUUCACACUGUGGCAAGAGAUUCAGUCGGUCAGGAGACCUGAAAACACAUGAAAGGAUCCACACUGGAGAGAAACCGUAUCACUGCACUGCAUGUGGGAAGUGUUUCAAUCGUUCCUCUUCUCUACACAGACAUACAAAAAACAUUCACAGUAAGUAGAUCAUCUUCAGAUCAGCACUUUCAGGUCUGAUGCUGCGUCCUCACCAAAUGAGACACAAUAAUGCAUUAAACAAUAAUAUAGCAUCUGGAUAAAUCUGUCCUAACCAGACAUUACA
This is a messenger RNA of Sinocyclocheilus anshuiensis, 1058 nucleotides long. RefSeq names its product gastrula zinc finger protein XlCGF8.2DB-like. Gene Ontology annotation, molecular function: RNA polymerase II cis-regulatory region sequence-specific DNA binding; DNA-binding transcription factor activity. The coding region runs from base 1 to 942 and encodes 313 amino acids. Lineage: Eukaryota; Metazoa; Chordata; Actinopteri; Cypriniformes; Cyprinidae. Gene Ontology annotation, biological process: regulation of transcription by RNA polymerase II. The transcript has 4 exons. The record is from RefSeq and is a predicted model, not a curated record.